Funneliformis caledonium is the source of this 126-nucleotide messenger RNA. The record is from the annotation of a GenBank genome assembly. Lineage: Eukaryota; Fungi; Glomeromycota; Glomeromycetes; Glomerales; Glomeraceae.
AUGAAACUAGAGAAAAGGUUACCACAUCCAAGGAAGGCAGCAGUAGUAUCAUCAUAUAAUGUAGGUGACGAUGAAAUUGAUGAAGAAGCAAGAAGGAAUGAACGAGACAUGUAUGUACUGGAGUGA